AUGGUUUUCUUACAAUUCUUGAGUCUCUCAGUUAACAUAUUAUGUUUUAUACAAAAAGUACCACAAAUUCUUCGAAUCUAUAAAACAAAAAAUGUUGAUAGUAUUUCAGUUUCAUCUGUUUUACUUGAAGAAACGGCUUAUACAUUAGUUUUAACUUAUAAUCUUUGGAGAGAUUAUCCAUUAUCAGCAUUUUUUGAAUACAUAUUUCUUUUUGUACAAGAUAUAUUACUUCUAUGGGCAUUGUCGAAAUAUUCAAGAAAAGAUAAAGAUAAAAAAGUUGAUCAAUCAAAACCUUUAUAUGGAAUAUUCAUCUUUUGCCUUUAUCUAACGAUAAGCCUAUUCAAUUUUUUACCAACGGCAUGGAUGAGUGUUUGUACUAUGUUUGUAAUCCCUAUUGGUGCUUCAUCAAAAUUAAUUCAAUUACGAACCAUUGUUUCAAAUAAAAGCGCAGGCCAAGUUAGUCGAACUGGUUGGGCAAUUGCAUCUUAUAGUAAUUUUGCUCGAAUAAUAACAAAUCUAAUUCAAACAAAAGAUAUGAGUAUGGUUAUAAAUUUAUUGAUUAGUUUCAUUCUGAAUAUUUCAAUUGUUAUUGCUUGUACAAUUUAUACCAAUAAUCCUGUGUUAAAACCGACAGAUGAUACAAAGAAAAAGACAACAUAA
Molecule: messenger RNA, 660 nt
Organism: Rotaria socialis
Lineage: Eukaryota; Metazoa; Rotifera; Eurotatoria; Philodinida; Philodinidae
Source: the annotation of a GenBank genome assembly